AUGAUAUUAAAGUGGCAGGUGUUGGUGUUCUGCUGUCCGGAGCAGCGAGCCUGUGAAACAAAAGCAGUGCGUACCUCUGUGAUGUAGGAAUGAAGACGAGGCAGAGAAUAAGGAGAAGCUGCCAUUUUCAGUAGCAUACACAAAAUGAAGAAAUGUCUGGCUCUCUAAGAGCCUGUAGAGAUGAAUAAAUGACCUCAGAAGGGAGGAGUAAUGACAAGGGUUGUGUAGACCGGUGUCCCCACUUCAGAGUUACCGUACUGUUUGAUGGCUGCUACGUCUGAUCUGUGCUGUGAUUUUUUUUUUAGCUUUCAGUUUUAUGGCAAAUAUAAAAAAAAAAACAGAAAUGGAGGAGCAGCAUGCUAAGACUGUAUUAAUAAGCAGGUCAACAGUCUGCUACUAAUGAACUGUAUGAGCUAAUUAGCAUAGAUCAUUCAGCAUGAUCUCCUUUCAGCAGCCUGAUCAAGCCUUGAGUAUUGUUGUAGAAGAUGAGCUGUGGAGCUAAAAAUUCACCCUUGGAAAACCUGCAGGCACCUAUCAUUACUGUGCAGGGUAACAAGCUUCUACAUUUCUAGGGGAAACAGGAGUAACAAGCCAAAGACCAGGCCUGCCAUUGCUUGUCAGGUCUUUCUUUCUGUUGCCGAUGCCUAAACGUGUUGGUUGAUCUCGGCAAAGACUGACUUACUUUCUGUGUAUACCAUGGAGAAAAAAAGAAACAGGGACAUUAAGGAAGAAGACCAUGAGUGGGAAUUUACACACUGUCAGGCAAAGAUUUAUGGCAUUGUGGAAGAGAAGAAUUGUAAAGGGGAAACAAAAAUCAUUAAAGAAGAGUCUGAGCCAUCCUCUGGCACCACUGAUCUGCAAAAACACGAAAGUGCAAACUCGAUGAAGACAGAAGACCUUAAAUCGGAGCCAGUCUUUCAGGGUGUGUAUCCAGAUGAAGAGCUAACUGGAGCAGCCUACUCAAGUGGUAGGCCUCACUCCGCCCAGGUGAAGACUGAAUCUUUAGAUUGUGACACGAAGGAGGCUGAAAAGGCAUCAUGUUCUAGGUUUUCAGAUUUACAAGAAGGUGGCAACCUCUCCCCAUCUCCAUUUUCUCAGACUAUUCUUCAUUUCAGACCCCACCAAAAUGAACACCUGAAAAAACUAACUACUGGAACAGAGAUUAGCCUACAGACCUCCUUGCCAUGUAGUGUUUUGUCUGUUAUGAAACAAUCAAAGAUACACAUAAUCAAUGGUCAACAACAAGAAACAAAUUUAGAAUCAUUUUAUGUCUGUCAAGUGCAGAGGAAAACCUCUAACCAAAAGUCUAAAAAGAAACAUAAGUGGAGUCAUACAAAGGAAAAGUUACACUGCUGUUUGGAAUGUGGAAAGCAGUUCUCACAAAUAAGCCAUCUUAAGACCCACAUCAGAAUUCAUACUGGAGAGAAACCAUUUUGCUGCUCGGAAUGUGGGAAAGAAUUCUCUAACAAAUUCAACCUUCAGCUUCAUACAAGAAUUCACACUGGAGAAAAGCCAUAUUGCUGUUCUGAUUGUGGGAAACGCUUUUCUUUCAGUAGCCAUCUUCUGACACACAAAAGAAUUCACACUGGAGAGAAGCCAUAUUGCUGUUCCGACUGCGGGAAACGGUUUUACACCAGUAGCCAGCUUCAGGCCCACACAAGAACACACACUGGAGUGAAACCAUAUUAUUGCUCCGACUGUGGUAAAGGAUUUUCCAACAGUAGCUAUCUUCUGAGACACACAAGAAUGCACGCUGGAGAGAAGCCAUAUUGUUGUUCUUAUUGUGGCAAAGGAUUCUCUGACAGAUACAAUCUUCAGAUUCACACAAGAAUUCACAAUGAAAAAAAGCCAAAUUGUUGUUCUGAUUGUGGAAAAUGUUUUUCAACCAAUAGCAAUCUGCAGAGACAUAUAAGAUCUCACACUGGAGAGAAGCCAUAUUCCUGUUCUGAAUGUAGCAAACGAUUCUCUACAAGUGGCCAUCUUCAGCUCCAUGCAAGAAUUCACACUGGAGAGAAACCAUUUUGCUGUUCUGAAUGUGGCAAACAAUUCUCACAAAUAGGCAAUUUUCAGACCCACGUAAAAAUUCACACUGGACAGAAACGUUCAACAAAAUUCAAGACAUAAACCAACUUGCAAUCUCUGUCCUGUCUUACACCUCUGAAGUCCUAGAAUGGCCACAAAAUGAUCUAUAUAGACUGGACACUAAAAUAAGAAAAUUGCCACAUGCAUAUCAACUAAUAUAUAAGAACCAAUAACGGCACACUGCACGAUAACAUGCAGUGAAUACACUUGACUUGAGUAUUCCUAGUUUUCCUCCUCUUUC
Messenger RNA from Polypterus senegalus (gray bichir), 2323 nucleotides. Its product is annotated as zinc finger protein OZF-like. Gene Ontology annotation, biological process: regulation of DNA-templated transcription. Bases 697 to 2124 code for a protein of 475 amino acids. The transcript has 3 exons. Lineage: Eukaryota; Metazoa; Chordata; Cladistia; Polypteriformes; Polypteridae. The record is from RefSeq and is a predicted model, not a curated record. Gene Ontology annotation, molecular function: RNA polymerase II cis-regulatory region sequence-specific DNA binding; DNA-binding transcription factor activity, RNA polymerase II-specific.